This is a messenger RNA of Mastomys coucha (southern multimammate mouse), 1169 nucleotides long. RefSeq names its product proteasome subunit beta 11 (gene Psmb11). The record is from RefSeq and is a predicted model, not a curated record. Lineage: Eukaryota; Metazoa; Chordata; Mammalia; Rodentia; Muridae. The coding region runs from base 9 to 917 and encodes 302 amino acids. Gene Ontology annotation, molecular function: threonine-type endopeptidase activity. The transcript has a single exon. Gene Ontology annotation, cellular component: proteasome core complex.
CCUCAGGGAUGGCUCUUCAGGAUGUGUGCAAGUGGCAGGCCCUUGACACUCUCAGACCAUCCAUUCGUGUGCCUCAGGCUGGUGGCUGGGCUGUACCCCGGGGCUGUGACCCUCAAACCUUCCUGCAGAUCUAUGGCCCCAGGCUGGCUCAUGGCACCACCACCCUGGCUUUUCGAUUCCGUCAUGGUGUCAUCGCUGCGGCUGACACUCGUUCCUCCUGUGGCAGCUAUGUGGCAUGUCCGGCCUCACGAAAGGUCAUCCCUGUGCACCAGCGUCUUCUGGGUACCACCUCUGGGACCUCUGCUGACUGUGCCACAUGGUACCGGGUGCUAAGGCGGGAGCUGCGGCUUCGAGAACUGAGGGAAGGCCAGCUGCCCAGUGUGGCUGGCACAGCCAAACUCUUGUCAGCUAUGAUGUCCCGCUAUCGUGGUCUGGAUUUAUGUGUGGCCACUGCUCUGUGUGGCUGGGAUCACUCUGGCCCUGCUCUCUUCUAUGUCUACAGCGAUGGCACUUGUCUGCAGGGGGAUAUCUUCUCGGUGGGCUCUGGAUCUCCCUAUGCCUAUGGUGUGCUUGACCGUAGCUACCACUAUGACAUGACCAUCCAGGAAGCCUACACCCUGGCCCGCUGUGCCGUGGCCCAUGCCACUCACCGUGAUGCUUACUCAGGGGGCUCAGUGGACCUUUUCCAUGUUCGAGAGAGUGGAUGGGAGUACGUAUCCCGCAGUGAUGUCUGUGUGCUGUAUAGGGAGCUGAAGAAAGCUCGGGGCUUGGAGCAGGAGGAGCUGGAGGCAAAAGCUGAAGUCCAUCUUGAGCCUGCCAUGCCACAAGAUGCUCCAGAAAGUGGGGAACUCUUUGUGGAGCUAGAGGAGGUGACACCAGAAGAUUGCAAGAUAAUUGUGAAGACCGAAACAAUGUAAGAAAGGACAGAACUUGGGGAGUGCUGGGACAGGGUGGCUAGGGAAUGAGGCUGCCUUGGCAGGGUUAGUUCUGGGAGCAGCCUUAGGCAUCUGGCUCUGCCCCUUCUGGGUUGCCUGCUUUGUUUACAUCCCCAUCCUCCUCUCUGUCUCCCAGAGCUCUGUCCAACAUGUUCUGAUGAUGCCCAAUGGAUGGUCUAGCCUCAUUCUGCCUCUAAAGUGACUCAACAAACACUCCUUGCGUGCCAACUCUCA